AUGACCAGGUGUGCUCUGCUGGUGCUGAUGGUCCUGAUGUUGGGUAGAGUCCUGGUUGUCCCAGUGACCCCUAUCCCAACCUUCCAGCUCCGCCCUCAGAAUUCUCCCCAGACCACUCCCGGACCUGCACCUGCAGCCUCAGAGAGCCCCUCAGCUGCUCCCACAUGGCCCUGGGCUGCCCAGAGCCACCGCAGCCCCACCCGCCACUCUGGCUCGCGCAUUGUCCUAUCGCUGGAUAUCUCCAUCGGCCUCUUGCAGAUCUUACUGGAGCAAGCCCGGGCCAGGGCUGCCAGGGAGCAGGCCACCACCAACGCCCGCAUCCUGGCCCGUGUCGGCCGCCGCUGA
Molecule: messenger RNA, 345 nt
Organism: Piliocolobus tephrosceles (Ugandan red Colobus)
Lineage: Eukaryota; Metazoa; Chordata; Mammalia; Primates; Cercopithecidae
Gene: UCN2
Product: urocortin 2
Exons: 1
Coding region: 1-345 (114 amino acids)
Biological process (GO): hormone-mediated signaling pathway; adenylate cyclase-activating G protein-coupled receptor signaling pathway; digestion
Cellular component (GO): extracellular region
Molecular function (GO): corticotropin-releasing hormone receptor 2 binding; hormone activity
Source: RefSeq, a predicted model, not a curated record